AAAACUAAACAGCUGUAAGGCUAUCUAUUGUUAAGUAUUAUCUGAAUUUAUUUUACAGUGUUUUAAUCCCGCAAGUGAAGGUGUUACUUCAUUUAAGAGAUACACAAAGACAUUUUACGCAUUUUAAAAUUGAUUAGUAUAUUUUUUAGUUAUAAGCUUGAUAACUAUUUAAAAUGGAAAUCUCAUUUAAAGGAAAAAGGAUCUUGGUAACCGGUGCUGGACAAGGUAUUGGUCGUGGUAUUGCGGUUGAAUUAUGGCGAGCUGGCGCCAAUAUUGUAGCCUUGUCACGAACUCGGUCUCACUUAGAGGCCCUUCAAAGUGAAUAUCCUUCUAUAGAUAUAGUGGAUGUUGAUGUAGCAGAUUGGAAUAAGACUAGGGAGGUCGUGGAAUCUCUUGGCCACUUUGAUGCCCUAGUCAACAAUGCCGCAAUCGCUAUAUGUGAUCCAUUUUUCGAAUGUACUUCAGAGGCUUAUGAUAAGACAUUCAAUGUAAAUGUCAAAGCAGUUCUUAAUAUAAGUCAAAUAGUUGCAAAGAAAAUGGUAGAGAACAAAACUCGUGGAGCCAUUGUCAACAUAUCGUCCCAAGCCUCUAAGGCUGCUCUAAAAGAUCAUACUAUCUACUCUGCAUCCAAGGCGGCUCUCGAUGCAUUGACCCGUGCCAUGGCAUUGGAGCUUGGCCCUCAUGGUAUAAGAGUAAAUGCAGUCAAUCCAACUGUAAUCAUGACUGAAAUGGGAAAGAUUGGUUGGUCUGAACCAGUUAGAGCUAAUGAAAUGAAGGCUAAAAUACCUUUAAACAGAUUUGGCGAAGUGUCGGAGGUAGUGAAUGCUGUAGUAUUCCUGCUGAGUGAGAAGGCCAGCAUGAUCAAUGGUGUCGAGCUACCCAUUGACGGAGGCUUCCUAGCUACAUAGAACAGCUUCAUUGUACCCACAGCUAUUACUCGAAUUAGGCAUUUUUAUUUUUCUAUUUUUUUUACCAAAGAAUGGAGAAAAAUUCUGAUAUUAAUUUGUUUAUAUAUUUUACCAAGUAAAAAGUGCCAUAUUACCUUUACGUUAUAUUCGGGCAUCAAAUAUUAUGCAUAUCUGUGUGUCUAACUACAAAAUCAUGACCUGUCCAUACACUUAUUUGAUGACUUUGUAUAGGUAUUAAAAAUUAUGAAAGUGCUUUUAUAAUUCGUACUACAAUAAAGUAAAAGACAUGAUAAUUUAUUAAUUGCAGAACAUUAAUAAAUUAAAUAUUUUUGUUUAUAUGCACCUUAAACUUCCAUUUUCUAUUGUAUUUUAAUUAUAUCUUCCUAUAUUUCAGGGUGAUCACAUGUAU
This is a messenger RNA of Amyelois transitella, 1317 nucleotides long. RefSeq names its product L-xylulose reductase. Gene Ontology annotation, biological process: xylulose metabolic process; glucose metabolic process. The record is from RefSeq and is a predicted model, not a curated record. Gene Ontology annotation, molecular function: carbonyl reductase (NADPH) activity; L-xylulose reductase (NADPH) activity. The transcript has 5 exons. Lineage: Eukaryota; Metazoa; Arthropoda; Insecta; Lepidoptera; Pyralidae. The coding region runs from base 174 to 908 and encodes 244 amino acids.